UCGUCCGCAGUUCGUGGUUUACCACAUGUGGCUGAUUUCUUGCCAUCCACGUUCAUCAGCCGUAAACUACUGCCAGCCAUCAUGUGUCUGCCACCGUAUCUUCACGAUAAUGUGCCGCGCCAACUGGACCUACUAGCCGGGCUAGCAUCGUUAUCGGAUCGCUGCGAUACUGCUUCGUUGCAGCAGCUGCUUUCAUGUGUAUCACUUUGUUCUGCUCAUCAUCCUGUCAUCAUACAUGCUAAAUCAAGGCUAGUCCAGCGGAUUGUCACUCGGGACCCGGUUAGAAUGAAGGAUGCAUCGCAGGUAUGCGUGCAUCUUCUGAAUCCACUUGUCAUCGGGUUGAGCUGUAAGGAGUUGAGGUAA
This is a messenger RNA of Strongylus vulgaris, 363 nucleotides long. Lineage: Eukaryota; Metazoa; Nematoda; Chromadorea; Rhabditida; Strongylidae. The record is from the annotation of a GenBank genome assembly.